Gorilla gorilla gorilla (western lowland gorilla) is the source of this 4370-nucleotide messenger RNA. It is a transcript of the gene MUL1, whose product is annotated as mitochondrial E3 ubiquitin protein ligase 1. Bases 2070 to 3128 code for a protein of 352 amino acids. NCBI's taxonomy places the organism in Eukaryota, Metazoa, Chordata, Mammalia, Primates, Hominidae. Gene Ontology annotation, biological process: protein ubiquitination; organelle organization. The transcript has 4 exons. The record is from RefSeq and is a predicted model, not a curated record. Gene Ontology annotation, molecular function: ubiquitin-protein transferase activity. Gene Ontology annotation, cellular component: mitochondrion.
CAAAAGUAAAAUUUCUUUAUUAAAUCAGCCUGUUAUAUAUAACAGUUUUUAACUCCAUUCCUUAAAUACAAUUGGGGUCAAAUAAGAAUUACUUUCUAUAAGAACAGGGUUAGAAUCGUUAGAUUGUUAACACUGUGAGAUAUCUUUGAUGAUUUUCAACCCAAGGGAUGAUCAUGAAUUUGGUAAACACACACACACACACAAACUUAAAAUGAGGUCUAACCUUAAAUUUUUAAUAGAACUUGUCAAAAAGUUUGUUAGCAAAAGUGUGGGUGAAAAGAGAUUCCCGGCCAGGCACAGUGGUUUACUCCUGUAAUCCCAAUACUUUGGGAGGCCAAGGCGGGCGAAUCACUUGAGGUCAGGAGUUCAAGACCAGUCUGGCCAAUAUGGUGAAACCUUGUCUCUACUAAAAAUACAAAAAUUAGCUAGGCGUGGUGGUGCAUGCCUGUAGUCCCAGCUACUUGGGAGGCUGAGGCACAAGAAUCACUUAACUUGGGAGGCGGAAGUUGCAGUGAGCCGAGAUCACACCACUGCACUCCAGCCUGGGCUACAGAGCGAGACUCCGUCUCCAGAAAAAAAGAAAAGAAAUUCCCACAUAUUGCUCAUAAAUGUAAAAUUGGACAUUAUGAAGAAAAAUUAGACAAUGUUGAUCAAGAUUAACGGUGCCGACACCCAUUGACCUAGCAAUUCUACCUCUAGAAAUUCUCCCUACAUAAAUACUUAUACAUGUAAACAUGAAAAUACAAGACUUUAGGCUUGGUGUGGUGACUCACGCCUGUAAUCCCAGCACUUUCGGAAGGCAAGUCAGGAGAAUCACUUGAGCCCAGGAGUUCCAGACCAGCAUGGCCAACAUAGUGAGACCUUGACUCUACAAAAAAUUUUUUAAAAAAUUAGCCGGGUGUGGCGUGCAUCUCUAGUCCUAACUACUGGGGAGGCUGAGGUGGGAGGAUCGCAGGGUGGGAGGCUGCAGGGAGCUAUGAUUGCACCACUGCACUCCAGCCUGGGCGACAGAGCGAGACCCUGUCUCAAACAAAUAAAAAAAUUAAAGCAUAACCUGUAGGAGAUAGCUCAAUGAAUGCUGAUGUUUAGAAGAAGGAUUUGGGUUAUCUCCGAUUAUUUUAGAAAGGAGAUGCAUUACAGAGAUCAGGGAACAGUCUCUGAAGAAGGAUCCCCUGGGUUUGACGGCCAUACCUAUUGCUUUUAGCUGUAUAACCUUGAGCAAGUUACUUACCUGAGCCUCAGUUUCUUCAUCUGUAAUCUGCAUUAUAGCUGUGUUGUGAAGGUUCAAUGGGAUGGUGCCUGCAAAACUUCCCCCGCCCCAAACCUGACACAUAAUAGGCACUAAGCGUAGCCGUAAUUAUUAUUUAAUAAAUAUGUUGUUCUAUGUGGUGAUGGCAGAUUAAGGGGCUACUUUGGUGAUAUAAUCUGCCCUCUUGGGGUAGAGUUGAGGGCUUUGGAGUUGGGUAAAUUCCUCUCUAGCACUCACUAGACUUCGAGCACAUCAUUCCCUAACCUCUAUGGCCUCAGUUUUCUCAUCUGUAAAGUGGCCAGAAUAAAUUCCAAGUCUUGAGAGUUUGCUCUGAAACUUAAACGUAUAUUACUCAUAAGAGUUUAAUACACAAUUAUUUUAUUUCCUGCCAAUCUAAUGGCAAAGACAUGGAAUAACCCAUCAAACAGCCCAGUAACCCCAGGAAACCAGAGGGACGGAAACCAGGGCGAUGGGCGAGUCAGUCAUGGCCGGUGCGCCGCGUUUCGAAGGGGACGGCCAUGGAGCGGUGGGUGGUCGCUCAGCUCCCCAAUCGCUCUCCGACACCCGGCUGGGGAGACACGACCUCCCUGGAGGCCGCAGCAGCUUGAUUGUCACCCGGGCAACCCCACCUUCCGGUUCCCUCUACAACCCCUUGCCCCGCUUCCGGUUCCGGCGUCGUGCGUCAUCGCUGGGCGACUGAUUUCGAGUUUCCGGUCAGGUUAGGCAGGGGGGUGCGGUCCUGGUCGGAAGGAGGUGGAGAGUCGGGGGUCACCAGGCCUAUCGUUGGCGUCACAGUCGGCCACCGGGGCUCGCCGCCGUCAUGGAGAGCGGAGGACGGCCCUCGCUGUGCCAGUUCAUCCUCCUGGGCACCACCUCUGUGGUCACCGCCGCCCUGUACUCCGUGUACCGGCAGAAGGCCCGGGUCUCCCAAGAGCUCAAGGGAGCUAAAAAAGUUCAUUUGGGUGAAGAUUUAAAGAGUAUUCUUUCAGAAGCUCCAGGAAAAUGUGUGCCUUAUGCUGUUAUAGAAGGAGCUGUGCGGUCUGUUAAAGAAACACUUAACAGCCAGUUUGUGGAAAACUGCAAGGGGGUAAUUCAGCGGCUGACACUUCAGGAGCACAAGAUGGUGUGGAAUCGAACCACCCACCUUUGGAAUGAUUGCUCAAAGAUCAUUCAUCAGAGGACCAACACAGUGCCCUUUGACCUGGUGCCCCACGAGGAUGGCGUGGAUGUGGCUGUGCGAGUGCUGAAGCCCCUGGACUCAGUGGAUCUGGGCCUAGAGACUGUGUAUGAGAAGUUCCACCCCUCGAUUCAGUCCUUCACCGAUGUCAUCGGCCACUACAUCAGUGGUGAGCGGCCCAAAGGCAUCCAAGAGACCGAGGAGAUGCUGAAGGUGGGGGCCACCCUCACAGGGGUUGGCGAACUGGUCCUGGACAACAACUCUGUCCGCCUGCAGCCGCCCAAACAAGGCAUGCAGUACUAUCUAAGCAGCCAGGACUUCGACAGCCUGCUGCAGAGGCAGGAGUCGAGCGUCAGGCUCUGGAAGGUGCUGGCGCUGGUUUUUGGCUUUGCCACAUGUGCCACCCUCUUCUUCAUCCUCCGGAAGCAGUAUCUGCAGCGGCAGGAGCGCCUGCGCCUCAAGCAGAUGCAGGAGGAGUUCCAGGAGCAUGAGGCCCAGCUGCUGAGCCGAGCCAAGCCUGAGGACAGGGAGAGUCUGAAGAGCGCCUGUGUAGUGUGUCUGAGCAGCUUCAAGUCCUGCGUCUUUCUGGAGUGUGGGCACGUUUGUUCCUGCACCGAGUGCUACCGCGCCUUGCCAGAGCCCAAGAAGUGCCCUAUCUGCAGACAGGCGAUCACCCGGGUGAUACCCCUGUACAACAGCUAAUGGUUUGGAAGCCGCACAGCUUGACCUGGAAGCACCCCUGCCCCCUUUUCAGGGAUUUUUAUCUCGAGGCCUUUGGAGGAGCAGUGGUGGGGGUAGCUGUCACCUCCAGGUAUGAUUGAGGGAGGAAUUGGGUAGAAACUCUCCAGACCCACGCCUCCAAUGGCAAGAUGCUGCCUUUCCCACCUGAGAGGGGACCCUGUCCAUGUGCGGCCUCAUCAGAGCCUCACCCUGGGAGGAUGCCGUGGCAUCUUCUCCCAGGAGCCAGAUCAGUGCGAGUGUGACUGAAAAUGCCUCAUCGCUUAAGCACCAAAGCCAGUGAUCAGCAGCUCUUCUGUUCCUGUGUCUUCUGUUUUUUUCUGGUGAAUCGUUGCUUGCUGUGGACUUGGUGGAGGACUCAGAGGGGAGGAAAGGCUGGGCCCCGAGUACAACGGAUGCCUUGGGUGCUGCCUCCGAAGAGACUCUGCCGCAGCUUUUCUUCUUUUUCCUCAUGCCCCGGGAAACAGUCUUUCUUCAGAAUUGUCAGGCUGGGCAGGUCAACUUGUGUUCCUUUCCCCUCACCUGCUUGCCUCCUUAACGCCUGCACGUGUGUGUAGAGGACAAAAGAAAGUGAAGUCAGCACAUCUGCUUCUGCCCAAAUGGUCAGGGCCCCGGGCAACAGAUUGAAGAGAGAUCAUGUGAAGGGCAGUUGGUUAGGCAGCCCUCCUGGUUUCACCACUGGCCCUGAUUUGAACUCCUGCCACUUGGGAGAGCUCGGGGUGGUCCCUGGUUUUCCCUCCUGGAGAAUGAGGCGCAGAGGCCUCGCCUCCUGAAGGAGGCAGUGUGGAUGCCACUGGCCUGGUGUCCUGGCCUCACAGCUUCCUUGCAAGGCUGUCACAAGGAAAAGCAGCCGGCUGGCACCCUGAGCAUAUGCCCUCUUGGGGCUCCCUCUUCCAGCCCGUCGCAGCUUUGACAUCUUGGUGUACUCAUGUCACUUCUCGUUGUGUUACCCCCUCCCAGUAUUACCAUUUGCCCCUCAACUGCCCUUGGUGAGCCUUUUAGUGCAAGACAAAUGGGGCUGUUUUCCCCCACCUCUGAGUAGUUGGAGGUCACAUACACAGCUCUUUUUUUAUUGCCCUUUUCUGCCUUUGAAUGUUCAUCUCUCGUCCUCCUUUGUGCAGGCGAGGAAGGGGUGCCCUUAGGGGCCGACACUAGUAUGAUGCAGUGUCCAGUGUGAACAGCACAAAUUAAACAUGUUGCAACCAA